Molecule: messenger RNA, 2324 nt
Organism: Papilio polytes (common Mormon)
Lineage: Eukaryota; Metazoa; Arthropoda; Insecta; Lepidoptera; Papilionidae
Gene: Bx42
Product: puff-specific protein Bx42
Exons: 13
Coding region: 68-1753 (561 amino acids)
Biological process (GO): mRNA splicing, via spliceosome
Cellular component (GO): spliceosomal complex
Source: RefSeq, a predicted model, not a curated record
CUCGCCUCCUUGCUGCCGUCUGUAAUUUUCGUUAUCUAUUAACCGUUAUCUGUGGUCAUUCAUUAAAAUGGCGUCUUUGUCAAGCUUAUUACCUGCACCAGUGCAGCAAGUCUGGGACAGAGAUGAUGAACGGCAGGGCCAGCGUGUUGGCAGCGCCCUGGUCGUGUCCCAGACAAGCGUACCACCGUAUGGACAGAGGAAAGGAUGGGUGCCACGCGCGGAGGAGGAUUAUGGAGAUGGAGGUGCAUUCCCGGAGAUUCAUGUGGCUCAGUAUCCUCUUGGCAUGGGGGCCCGUGGCAAGGAGAGUAUGUCAAAUGCACUGGCUGUCCAGCUGGAUGAAGCUGGACGAGUUAAAUAUUCAGCUAUUGCCAGACAAGGACAUAGUGCAGAUAAGAUAAUAUAUUCAAAGCUGACAGAUCUGUUGCCAUCUGAAGUGUUAGCGGAAGAUGAUCCCAGUCUCCAGAAGCCGGCAGAGGAUGAUAUUCAGGAUAUCACGGAAAAGACGAAACAGGCACUUGAGAAGUUGACAAAUGCUAAAAUAUCUGCAGCCAUGCCUGUUAAAGCAGCACCGAAAGCUGCUCCAGCUCAAUACAUAAGAUAUACUCCAGCACAACAAGGAGGCACAUUUAACUCCGGAGCUAAGCAGAGAGUGAUCAGGAUGGUGGAGGCCCAGGCGGAUCCAAUGGAGCCCCCGCGGUUCCAAAUCAACAAGAAGAUCCCUCGCGCUGCGCCCUCGCCGCCCGCGCCCGUGCUGCACUCGCCUCCGCGCAGGGUCUCUGUUAAACAGCAGCGAGACUGGAAGGUGCCUCCGUGUGUCUCACAUUGGAAGAACGCUAAAGGUUACACAAUACCAUUGGAUAAGCGUUUGGCAGCGGACGGUAGAGGUUUACAACAAGUACAUAUUAAUGAGAACUUCUCGAAGCUCGCAGAAGCUUUGUAUAUAGCUGAUAGGAAAGCUAGAGAAGCAGUGGAGGCGAGAGCUCAGUUGGAGAGGAGAUUAGCGCAGAGAGAGAAGGAGAAGAAAGAAGAACAUUUGAGAAUGUUGGCGCAAAGAGCGAGAGAUCAUAGAGCAGGUAUCAGACCGGCAGAGGAGGAGACAGAGGUUCCGGAGACGGAGGAGGGACUAUCGGAGGCGGAUAAGGCGGAACGCGACCGCCUGCGCGCUGAGAGACACAAGGAUAGGCAGAGAGAGAGAAACCUUGCCAGAGCUGCGCCUGAUAAGAGAUCUAAAUUGGUGAAGGACAGGGAAAGGGACAUAUCAGAGCAGAUAGCUCUCGGUAUGCCAGCCAAGAGUACUCAGGGAGGGGAGGGAAUGUUCGACCAGAGGUUGUUCAACAACAGCAAGGGAAUGGACAGCGGUUACGGUGAUGAUGAAGCAUACACGGUAUACGACAAGCCGUGGCGUAACCAGGACACAGUUGGGGCUCACAUAUACAGACCUACUCGGAAUGCUGACAAAGAUAACUAUGGAGGGGAUAUUGAUGCUAUUGUUAAUACUAGAAGGUUCGUAGCGGACAAGGAAUUUGCAGGCACAAGCAGUAAUACAACUCGAGCCGGACCAGUGCAGUUUGAAAAGGACAAUCCUUCAACUAGAGAAGAAACACAGCAAAGUCGCAGCCAAUCUGAUGCAGACUUUGAUCCGUUCGGUCUGGACCGGUUCUUGAGCGAGGCGAAGCGCGCGGAUAAGUCCGGCCGCAAACGAGACCAUGACCAUCAUGAUAGGCACGACACACACAAGAAGAGGAGGGAUUAAUCCAGUUAUGUUCCCGGGAUAAGACAAGUAACAACACGCUUAUUACUUAUGUGUGUUUGAGUGAAAGAUGUAUCCAUGUUUCCAUUUUCUUAACGCCUGUGCACAAAUAUUGUCUCUAUUUUCACAAACAGAAUGAAAGAGAUAACAAUGUUUUUGCACAGGUGGUAGAAAUCAAUGGUAAGUAGUUUAGUUUUAAUUUUUAUAGCUUUUUAAAUGGUGUUCAAUUAAUAAACAAUGUAAAUAUGUAAGUUGUAAUUUUUAUCUGAUAUGACGGAGAAAAAGAAAAAUGUCUGCCUUAGAUAGCAAUAAUUUCAGUAAAAUAACUGAGGGCUUUAAAACAACUAAAGCGUGUGCCUUAGUUGUUUUGAUAAUGUUAAGUACAAUAUUAGAAGUUAAUGGCAGAAAAAUAACCGUUGCCUUGUAUUUAAAAAACUAUGGGCGUGUAGAAAGCCUGCUCUAUCGAGCGAGAGGCGAGAACAUAAAGAAAAACAAUCUACGAGUUUGACUAAAUAACAUGUAAAUGUAAAAUAGUAUAUAGUGGUCAUUACUUUUGUAAUAAAUAUUGAUUUUA